AUGUCCGACGCAGACUACGCCGCCUUCCUGGACAAGGCGAACCAGGACCCCAACGAGGGCUACGCCAAGCCGGCGAGCAAGGGCAACGAGUUCAAGGCGCAGGACGAGGGCGCAGAGCUGCCCAAGGCGAUCCAGGAUGUGUUGAAGCAGGACAAGGUCUACAUCUCGGACGCCGACGAGCCGUUUGUCGGCGUAGCACUGAACUGGAAUGAGGGCGGCAACGGUUUGCCCGACGAAGUCGAGUUCGCGCAGUUGAUCGAGCACCCCAACCCCGAGAACGCCGACGUCGAGCUCCAGGACCCCGUCGACUGGGACUCGAACGGCGACUACAAGGACAUCAUCGAGGCGGUGCGCAAGGCCGGCAAGGGCAACGACGUGAGGGUCUACAGCGUGCCCAAGGGCGGCGUCAGGACGGAGUGCUGGGUUGUCACGACCGAGGGCAAGGGCAAGGGCGCAAGACUUGUUGGUGUCAAGGCCUUGGCUGUCGAGAGCUAA
Colletotrichum karsti is the source of this 495-nucleotide messenger RNA. RefSeq lists its product as uncharacterized. The transcript is spliced from 2 exons. The record is from RefSeq and is a predicted model, not a curated record. Bases 1 to 495 code for a protein of 164 amino acids. NCBI's taxonomy places the organism in Eukaryota, Fungi, Ascomycota, Sordariomycetes, Glomerellales, Glomerellaceae.